Enterobius vermicularis (human pinworm) is the source of this 2313-nucleotide messenger RNA. NCBI's taxonomy places the organism in Eukaryota, Metazoa, Nematoda, Chromadorea, Rhabditida, Oxyuridae. The record is from the annotation of a GenBank genome assembly.
AUGGCCGAGCCAAGUGCGGCUGUGCAGCCAACACCUGCUUUGGUACCUCCAACAGCAGUUAUUCCAGUUCGGAAGCCCCGAGACUUUGAUCGUGAGGAAGUUGUGAGCGUUCGGGGGAGAGAGGGGGACGCUAUAAAUUCAUGGAAAAAUAUCAUGAGUCAGCGGACAAAGGCGGGUAGUAUAGAUGCAAAUGAAGAAUACUAUGGAUACGGUAAAUCAUCACCAAUUGAAGGUGGAGGGGAUAAAGAUUAUAGAACCAGAAAUGGUGACUCGGCUGAUAAGGAUUACCGUUGGGGAGUCAUCCGUGAGGAAGGACUUCAUCGUGGAGUUGGGCAAGAUUUAGUCAAUGAGUAUGGUGAUAGUGACUACCGCAGUUCGUCUCCACGUCUUGACCGAAGGCGUCGGCGUUCACCAAGUCCACCUUUUGCUUCUAAACGAUGUCGAGGUCACUCUCCGCCCUACCGAGGUGGUUUUCGUGGUCGAGGGUUCCGUGGAGGGCACUUCGAACGUCAGAUAUGCAAAUUUUUCCGAGAAGGUUAUUGCAGAGAUGGCGACAAAUGCGCUUACUCUCAUGAUGCGGCAGAUUCGCAUCGGAAAGCUGAACUGUGCAAAUUUUAUCAACAAGGUUAUUGCAAGAAAAAUUUACAUUGUAAUUUACUUCAUGGAGAAUAUCCGUGUAAAGCUUUUCACAAAGGAGAGUGCACUAAAGACCAAUGUCAAUUUUCUCAUGAACCAUUAAAUGAUUUUACUCGUCCGAUAUUUGAACAGAUGUUAAAAGACGACGAAUUAGCAUCGCGGAUAGCUAUUCCGCAGGUGCCUUUGAAAAGACGUGUACUUUUGCCCGGAGGGCCAUCUAAUACCUCACCUGGCCAUCCUGAGGCAUCACCUAUUCUCAUCCCAUCAGCAACCACUUCUGAUGGCAUGCAAACUAAUUUGGUUCCACCUCCAGCAGUUGUAGUGCCAAAUUUGGGAACGCCAUCUGUUGCUGUUACUCAGGCACAACUGGUCCUGCCCCCUGGAAUGGCUGUCCCUCGUCAGCCUUUUCCACCUUUCUUUCCACGUCAUGUUAUUACUGGUCCUGGUAAUGCAGUGAUUGAUCCUCUUCUGGCUGCAUCUCUUACAAAUCUUCCAAUGCCUCCUCCUAUUGAUCCUGCGACAAUGGCGGCUGUGUCAGCUGCGGCUUCUGCUGCAGCUCCGUCUACAACAUCUCAAACAUCUGUAAGCUCUUUUUUUUUGCAGGAGACGGCGAAGGACGAUCUUAUUGAAGAUGACGAUGAUGGGGGUUUCAAUGUAAACAAGAUGCUGGAAAGAAUUACUUCUAAAGUCAAAGGCUUGGAUGAUUUAAAUGAUUCCCCAGCAAGUCCUCCGAUGUAUAAUGAUGGUGAUCAGGAAAAUAAGGAGGCGCCAACGAUUCCUAGUAGUUCAGCAAUUACGUGGAAGCUUCACCCGUUGGAUGACAUACCUUGUACAACUUCGAUUGAUCCAUCCAUCUUACAGAAAUCGCUAAACGACGCACGGUUGCGUAAUGACCCGCGGAUUAAGAAGUCUCUAGCAAAUCAGUUUGAUGCAUUCACCAACACUCUGAUAACUUCUUCUGCGCAAUCUUCACAACCGGGCGCCGCUGCUUCUUUGCCGCAACAAGUGACUUCAAGUGCUGUACAACAGGCUGGGACAGCAAGUGGGCCUGCUAAAGAAGGGGUCCUGAGUUCUGCUAAGCCUGUUGAUCCUCGCACGUCAAAUCGCGAUCCACGGAAGCGUUUAGGUGGCCAGCCAGAUAGGCGUCCUGCAGCCGAUCCUCGUUUAGCUGUUAUAAAACCAUAUGAAGCUUCGAGACCUAAUGACCAGGCAAAUGGUGCAGCGCAGAAUGCAUAUUUUAGUACUACGCCUACUACUUCAGUGGGUGUUGAGCAGCUUUAUUCUCCAGUUGUUCCCGAUGUAGAUGCUCAGGGCAGGGAUCAUCGCUUGUCACCACAUUAUCGCGGAUCGCCUCCGCGGCAAGAUGACCGGGGUUUCAAUGAUGCUCGUCGGGGGUCUUAUGGAAACAGUUGGAUGCCGCAACUUAACUCAUCGCAGGAGAUUCAUAACUUGGGAAGUAGGCCACCCGCUGGUAAUUUUGGGUCGGACUUUGGAAAUCAGGAUAGGGACGAAAGACAAAUGACAAGUGCUGUUGCAAGGCCAACUUCAAGUACUUCUCCCCCAAAAGCAAGUGAGAAUCCUGCACCUUUAAGUACUACAGGACCUCUUUCUCUGCGAGAAAAAAGGAAAAAUAAUGAAUACGAAAGCCCGCUCAGUAGGUUACGGUGGGGCCCGUAA